AUGAUCAUAACUCUUAUUUGUGGAAAAGGCAAAAGAAAGGCGCAAGAAAUCUCGAAAGCUGAUCAAUAUGAUGAACCUGAAACUAUCGAAAUAGACGAUGAUGAAUAUCCUGAAGAAGAAUAUAUAAACCGUUUUGAAGAAAAUAUGGAAAGCAUAGUCGAAAGCUCUGAUAAAGGCGGGUCUAAUGAUUUAUAUAGGUCUGAUGAUUUAUAUGAGUCUGAUAAUUUGUGUGAGCCUAAUGAUUUGUAUGAGUCUGAUGAUUUAGAAUAA
Molecule: messenger RNA, 270 nt
Organism: Dentiscutata erythropus
Lineage: Eukaryota; Fungi; Glomeromycota; Glomeromycetes; Diversisporales; Gigasporaceae
Source: the annotation of a GenBank genome assembly